Xyrichtys novacula (pearly razorfish) is the source of this 21424-nucleotide messenger RNA. The record is from the annotation of a GenBank genome assembly. NCBI's taxonomy places the organism in Eukaryota, Metazoa, Chordata, Actinopteri, Labriformes, Labridae.
GCAUUGCUGUGCAACUUCGCAGAUGGAUGCACGCCGGUGCAAUGUGUGUGUGUGUAUGUGUGUGUAUUGGUUAGCAGAGAGGGCGCAGAGCAGCUGAGGCGGUGCUUGACAGGAGGGAUCCUCGCACAGUCUCUGCGCUUCACUAGUACACCAAUUGCACUCCGCCGAUCCGCCGUCGCCGUGCAAAGUUAACGGCCACUUCGCCCCACGUCUGAAAGCUGGAUUUCGGACACUUGCUCGGCACCUCCGCGACGACUUCCAUAAAGACUUAACAACGGGAAAGGUAAGAGACCCGCACAAACACAGAAAGAGAUCCUCUCUCGGCGUAUUGAUUGGAGUUGAAGUGCAGCUCUGAUCGGCAGAAAUGACAGCCACAUUCACAGGAAUCUUGUUUUUAUCUCUUGUCUGUUUCGCUGCUGUCAAAGUAAGCUCUAAGAAGAAUAACCAAGUGAGAUUCACUUGACCACCGAUGGAUUUCAGCUCUCUGUGCAGGCUUUUAGAUACUGAUAGUCGAGUGUUUAUGAUGGGCUAUUCCACUCAGCUAAACAGCAGCCAGCAAGGAAGACCGUUUUCAUUGAAGUGCACAGUUUUCUGCCUUCUUUUUAAACCUCAUAAACAUGCAUCAUUUCAGUUCCCCUUUGCAGCGUGACAUGAUUGUUAAUGUCAGACUACUUAAAUUACCAGCAGGGGAACCCUUCUCCCAGUCUAUUUAGAGGAUUGAGCCAUUCAUCUGGUCUAGUGUAGAGACUGGUGAGCAUUGGAGGGUGUUGGAAAUGUUUUAGGAGGCAUGUCUGGAGAAAGACAAACUUUCAUGUAUAGAUUUCCACACUAUGUGAGACUUGGCAGCAUAUACUACAACUUGAUACUCACAAGUGCACUAAGCAAACAGGUUUACAGUGUUAUUACCCUCCUGUUAAACAUGAUGUUAUCUGAGUGACCACCACCACCUGAGAUUAUGUUUGUUACAGGAUAUGGUACUAAACCAGCACAGACGCUAAAGCCUCCACCACGAUGGUUUUGACUUUGUUUUUGUUAUUUGAAUUUUUUUUUUAAAUCACCAACAUUGUGAAGUAGAUGAUUGUCGCCUGUGGGCGUUGGUGGGCACUGUCACUGCUGCAUGAUCAUUUUUUAUCCACAGCUCCCCUUUCACUGUCAUUUGACAGCAAACGCUGAGUGUGUAUGAAAGCCCCCGUGCAAACAGGAAAAACAAAGCACACAGGAAAGUCUUGGUGCUCAACCUGGUGUUUGCUCUUUCUUCUUUUUGCCUGAAUGUGCAGUCUCAGGCCGUGACUCUUUACUGUGUGCACAUUUUGAACAGGUUAUUCCAAAGCUUGAGAGUUGGUUGUCUUGGUUGUAUUCAUCUGUUUCCAGCUGCAGGAAAGCUCUCAGGGCCCCUGCGAUCAAUACUGCUGUCAGUUCAAUCAGCACGUAGUUAAUGUUUACAUCAGAGGCUGGAGGCUGUAAAUGAAAUAGCCCAUUUUGUGAUCUGUGGUUUACUUUCUUUAUGUGAACUGUUGAUGAAAAGAACAGCAGGGCAAAGGCAGAGAAAUGAAAUAAAAGCCUUUUGUUUACAGACUGAUUCACUUCUCUAAACACAGUAGUUCUAUCUUCCAUUUUUCCUUCACUUCCUUAAUAUAUCAUCACGCUGAAUCUACCUUUACUGUCAUAAGUCAAUCCUUUUUUUAAUCAUGUCAUGCAUAUGAUUAAAUUCACCCAGGUGUAGGUGAAGCAUCAAAUGCUGCAACUUAUAAUUUAUUCUUUCUUGAACAGAUAAUGAGUGCAUAAGUCACACCAGUGAAAUAUCUCCGUCCUUGCUGCGUUUUAAGUUGUGCACAGAUCUGUGGGCGAACUAGACAAUACUCAAGAUGCGUACGUGAAUUCAAGCCGUCAAAGUAUUUAGAAAGUUGUAUGACAGUGUGCGCCCUCUCAAGUCUGGGCAGGUUUGUGUGUGCGUGUGUGUUUUUUUUUUAUUCUGAACACAGCGUGGUGUUCCACAAGGCUGCCUCCACAAAAAAACCUAUUAUAUAAGUCACAUUCAAGUCUGAACUCUGAGUGAUGGGCAGUACUCGCUUUCAAGCAAGGGAGCGAGAAAAGCCUCGCCUACAUAUUCCAAGAAAUCAGUGAUUCAUGCUGUGGUGACUGUCUUUUGUUGUUUUUUCCCCCCCUUUGGUGUUUUUGCCUCAUUUGCAAUCCAUUCUUAUUGUGUUAAAAUCCUCUUGUGUUUCGAACAACUAAAGCCUGCUGCAGUUUGCAUAUCAUUUGAUUCUUCAAUUGUUAGCGUACUGUUGUAGACAAGGGAAAGCCCUUUACAACAGAGGCAUUAUUUUCAAAACGCUUAACAUAUUUGUAACAGUGGGGGUUUAAACUGGUUAUGAAACCGUGUCGGUUAUUAAAAGUACCUUUUUGUUGCUCACAAAUGUAAACCAGACCAUUAGUGAGGAGACUGACUCAUUUCUAUAGGUUUCUGAUGCUGGUUCUGAUUCUGCCAAGGCAUGCAAGCUAAGUACACUUUCUUGGCAAAGUUUUCCAGAGAGCAGGAGACGACAUGCCCAUGUAUGUACAGGUCAGGGCAAGAUCAGGAUAUUGGAUUAAAAGCAGAAAUUGACAUGACCCAGGAGUCAGCCUUCAAGUUUAUACAUGUUAUUGAUGAAAUAAUGGCUACAGAGCGACUUUAUUGAAUCUUUAGUUUAUCUGCUGCCUUUAUAUUACAAUUAAUAAUCUGAAAAAGCCAAAGAACAACUACUUAUCUCAUUACCAAAUACAAAAAGCUUCAUUGGAAAGGGGAAAACAAACUUUCCUGACAAUUGUACCUGCCGGUAAGAUCAAAAUCACGGCCCAAAGCAAUUCAAUCCUGCUUUGUUUGAAUAGCACCUCUCGUGCAUAUAAGCAUGCAGCCCAAAGUGCUUUGCAUAGAACAAACAGACAGAACAUUGACAGCACAGAUGAAACAACAUCCAACUAGAACAAAAAAGAGGAUAACUUAACAUCAUCCUUCUGUAAAUAGUCAAAAAAUGGGAAGAAAUGUAGGGAUCACUCAUUUAAAUUCAAGUCAGUGAAAAAAUUGAACCAAAUAAAUACCAGAGAGAAAAAAAACAAUUGUAGCUACAUUAAUUUAAAAUGAAGACUAAUGAAACCAAAAUAAAACACAGGUACUUUAUUCUGUUUUGCUGAUCUGAUGGUAAAAAGCAGUGACUCCCAGAGUUUGGGUGCAUGAAAAGCUCUGUUAUGAUCCCCUCUCGCUUGUAAGGGACACAUGAGGACAUUUUAAAAACUGUGUCAGGAGAUGUAUUGCUUUAAUCACAGGCUACCGAUAUUGCAGCUGGUUUAAUAAUGUAGAUCAGUCAUGACUUAUCAUCUAUAGAAAUGAUUCCCAACCUUGGGUCCAGGGUCCCUAAGGAGGGGGGUCUGAUCUCUGAGGUUGUAGAAAUUGAAUUUUCAGACAUUAACUUAAAUCAACGUAUCACAGUAGCUUGAUAUUUUAGACAGUCCCUUCUCUCUAAAACAUUCAUUUUCCACACUUCUCUCUAAGAUUAAAAUUGAUGUACUUCCUGACAGUAAUGAGUCACUUUUUCCUGUGAAGGCCUCUGGGGGGGCUCUUUUUUUCUACAAUACAAGAAAGGGGAGCUCUAAGGCAAAGAAAGGCUGGCAACCACCACUCUAUGGUAAUAUAUACCAGUAUCACAGCAUUAAGUACCAUCCUGCACUACAGUGAACAUGAGACAAUAAAAGGAAGCAGUCACAGACUGUCGCCCUAGGGACACAAAAAUGUAAGGAAUGCUUUUUCUCAGAUCGUUUCCUCACUAAGACAAAUAUUACCUCUGCUUUGUACCCUCUCGCUUUGACCUUUUGAACAAACAAUCCAUUUAUAGUUGGGGAGUAUUCCCCUGUUUAUACCAUGAGUCACUGUAGCAUCUGCAUGUAGAAUGCAAGUUAGAGUGUGGCCUCUAGUUUUGAAGGCCAAAUCGGGCUGAUGAUGUGGGAGGAGGUGGAGCUGCAGGGGGAAGACUCGCAGCUACCGACUGGGCUCCCCCCGUCUCUUGGCUGACUGCCUGUUCCUCCUCCUACCUGUUAGUCACCCGUGGCAGCACUCUGACGGAGAGAGCAGCUGAUGGAGGGAAACUCUUUCCAUAGCAACCAAGCAUGUCCUCCCCCUUCUCUUGACCUGCUGCAGUCUGCACGCACAUCAGUGAGGAGAACUGUUGUAGUUUCAGAGAGAACACAAAGACCAAAAUUAGAUACAGACUGUUGUUCAGGGAACUAGCGCAGUGUUUUCCAACCACAGAGUGACGGAGUCAAAUACUCGCACCCUGCAAGUGUUGCAAAACAGCAGAUUUCCUUGACACAAGGCGUGGGUGUUAUGACAGCUUGCACAAACAUUAGCCUGCAUGGAAAAAGGUCAUCCCCGAAUGUACCUUGAAAUGAUACUUGUAAGGAGAGUGCUGUGUGGUUGUUGACAUUGUGACGAAGGAGACUUCACAGGUUUCAUAAUCCAAAGCAGCCUGUGUAGAGGAAAGUGCCCACUGAGCUGUCCACUCGGAUCCUCUAAUUAUUUCACUGUGUGGAUUUUUAUAAAGCAGCUGCUUUGGUUGUUGUUGUUGUUUUCAGUUGAGUGGUCAAAAGUAAAGGCGGACACCAGGCUCUGAGCAGACGGUUUUUUAGAGGUUUACGGGGGAGUAGAUGCGGCUCUCACAAGCUGUUGCUACUUGUAGAACCACCUAAAUGUUUUAAUUGUUAUUUCUGUUUUUACUGCUAUUUGAAGAACCGCUAGUUGCCCACGAGUCUGCAGCCCUUGUGUUUCUAUUUAUCCAGAAAGGAUUUUAUGUUGCUGUGUUUUGUUCGAGCAGAAUUGUACCUCAAACUGUCAGUAAGUAGUGUGAAUCACAGUGAAUCAUGCUGAAUGAUUGCUACGUGACUCCCGUUAGCUCACGUAUAAAUCUUCCUUCAGUCUACACAGCGCAGCCUCUGCCACACAAAUGUUUCUAUAAAGCAACAUAAACAGAUCCCUCAUAAAGUGUUUGCCAUUUCAGCUCGGCCCAGCACUAGGCAGAGAGUCACAUUGUCUCUUUCAGGUCUUAACAGACAUUCCUUAAACCUCAUGAAAUAUUAAUACCUGCUGUGGUUAGUGGACAAAACCAUCUUUGUAUUUAUUUGCCAUAUAUAUCUUUUCUUUUCCCGACUGAAGGGGAUGCUCCGUGUUCUUACCGCUCCUAAUUCCGACCCUGCAUCAUGCAUGCAAAUCAUUAUCUAAUCAGGAAGUGAGGAAUCAGAUUACUCAGAUAGGCUCGAGAUGCUGUUGAACCAGACAAUAAUGAUGAUGAUGAUACUCAGUUGGUAAGGAGACAAAAUAGUCACUGAUGCUGCUCACGACGUCAAGCUCCAAGGCAGGAGGAAUUAACACCCAGGAGAGAUCUAAAAUAAGACGUGUGUUUUAUGGCUAUUUUCAGGCGUGUAUUUAUAGAAUAAUUAGGUCAGGUGAUCAGUGGCAGAUGGUUUUUGUAUUAUUUCUUUAUGUGUCACUUUGCUUUUGAGUCAGCGCCGGCCCACCUGAUCGACUACAUAAACAAAGCUGCCAGGCAAAGCUGCUGACCUUUGAGGGUAUUAAGAGAGGACAGUGUGAGCCUUUUAGAGCCUAAAUGCAUCCAGAUCACAUGUGAAGAGUGGGCGCUAUUACAGAUGAUUUUACUGUUUUUUUUUUUCUCUCCUCAGUGCACUCUUUGUCCUUUGACCACUCUGAUUCUAUUGUUCGGUGCUCACAGCUGUCACUGAUACCUGCACUGGCUGCACUUUAAUGUGCGAUAACACCUGCAGACCUGAGCGUGAACAACACAUUUACAGUGGAGUCCUUUUCAUCAGCCUGGGUUUAAAACUACCACACAGUCUUUUAUUCGCUGUACCUCUGUGUUUGUGGAGCUGAUGAUAGGAUAGCCUUGACGUGUUAGAUUCACUGGCCCACCUCGUAAAAUCUGUCACACUGAGUCCACUUUACCUAUCCUGUUUUAUUGUAAAAGAAGAAAUCUCUCUGUUAAACUCACAGUAUCAAGUGGGGAACUACCAGAACUGCCUCUGGGUAUUUGGUUCUGAGCCUACAAGCUGCUCUUAAAGGCCAUUCCAGUCUUAUCAUUUCCCAGGAGUAUUUUCCACAGUAUGCUGAUGAGUUUCUCCACCUGAAUCAGCCUCUCCCUCUUUGCAGUCACAAACACAUUUUAGGAUCUAUCAGCUGAGUGAAAAGACUGAUUUAUUGUUUUUCAAAGUCCAUUAACGUCGCGCGGUAAUGCAGGUGAAGUGCAGAUUGAUUUUGCCGGUCUACAUUGCACUACCCCAUCAUGGUAAUGUAAUUUGUAGAAACGCUAAUGCAGUUUGCUAUGAUGGAUGAGGUACACAACUUAGACAAAUAUUAAGAUGUUUGUCAUUCCUACCAUUACCUGCAAUCUGCGCAAACAGCCUGCAAAUGAUUUUAUUAAUGUACCAAGUCAAUCAGGUAGAAACAUGACGAGAGAAUGAGGCUUAUGCUUAACAAGUUAGGAUUGUAUGGUGGCCACAUUAGUACUCUAAAAAACAUAAAACUAAAUGCAUAUCUUGUUUCAGUAAAUGCAAAAACAACUCACAGAAUGCACAAAUAUUUGUAGAUUUUAUAAAUUGAUUUUGCAAUUUGGAAAAUGUUUUUGCAUGUCAUUAAAUAUUCAAAGGUUUGGUGUACAUAUACAAUUAAUUUUUAAACAUAUUUGGGGUUGUAGUUGUUUUCGUAAAUCUCAACUCAACUUUAUUUGUAAAGCACUUUAAAACAACCACAGCUGAAUGAAGUGCUGUACAUAAAUAGACAAAACAGCACAGACAUAAAAAACAAUCAAAAAGCAAUUAAAACAAUGGAUAGAAUAAAAGCAGAUAUUAAAACAAAUAACUAAAAACAAACCAUAAAACACUGAAACAGGAGCUGAGUCUCAUGCAGGGUUGAAAGCCAAUGAAUAAAAAUCAAUUAAAUCUUUUUGUGUUUAGUGAAAUGUUUUAUUUAUUCCUUGUAUUGCUUGUGCAGUUGACCUUUAGGGCCACCAUAGCUCUGCUGUACAGUGGCUGAUGAAAAGAAAUAGUGAAGACAUGAAGAACAGACUAUAUGCAAACAUGCAGUGAUCCAUUCUAGCCCAUAUAGUCUUGCUUUUAACUAAAUUUUAUAUUAUUAACUUUGUUGAAGUGUUUUAGCAUUUAUCCCUUUCUAGUUUUGAUGACAGGAUCAUCUUUUAUUGAGCUAUUUUGGUGCUCUUAUUUUAGUAUCUUUUACUGUUGUUUUUAUUUCAUUUUAGUUAUCAUUUAUUAAAUUUCAUUCUAGGUUACUUUGUCUUUAGAUUUUAACAUAAACCUCCAGUGUUCCCAUCAUGGGGUGGGAAUGAAGGGUUGGACUGGGGUAGAUUUGGGUAUUCUUUGUUUCUUUUAUUCCUUUUUCUGUGUAAAGCGCUUUGUGCUACAUGGUUGUGCAUGAAAAGUGCUAUAUAGAUAAAGACUGACUGAUUGAUUGAUAUAUCUGUACAUAAUCUUGUUGAGAAUUGAUAUGACAAAAAUAAUGACACAGUUCUUAAAUUUCUCAAUACUUUCUUGCAGCCGUAGUCACAGGAAGCAAAGAACCGUAAAGUCUGUAAAUUGGAUUAACAUGAACAAAUCAGAGAGCCUGUUUCUUGGUGCUGAUGUGAUAGACCUGGAGGCAAAGAUCCUGGUUUUUCUGCUAAAAUUAUCACUCAUUUUCCUUUUUUUCCGCCAUAUUUGUCAUAUUAUAACGUUUGUUUAGAUUGAUCCUACAGAUGCUGUUGCAACAUUUAACAGUUAUGCAUCUGCAAAACAAAUAACAUCAGUCAGGAUGUCUGGAUGGGCCACUUUCUCUUCCUCCAUUAACUAGUUCCACCUCUUUCUUCAAUGAUUAAUGCUCCAUACAUUUGUCUUGUUUUUCCUGUCAUCGGAGCAUCUCCUUCCAUUAUGUUUUUAACAGCAUGUUUGUCUCCCAGGAAUAUACUGACAAACUGCCAAAUGUACAUCAACUCCAUGCUUCAGGUCUGAGAACAACGUGUCAGUCUGAUUUUCUCAUAGAUUCAGAUUUCAUCCUCACUCUAAGCUUUCUAUAGUGAUGAGUCGUUUCUUAUUGUUCAGAGGGAAGGUCCCUUGACAAGCCAGUUUGGUUUGUUCAGCCUCUUAGAAAGCUUUUUAAAACACUUCACUGCACCCUGUACCGGCUAACUACUGCAGACACUUCCAGCUCCUAUUAUUUUAUAAAUCAAAUAUGGGCCAGUGAGUUUAUGAGAGGAGAUUCUGGGUGCGGAGAAUCCCCAGAGUUGAAGUGCCAUGGGUGUCUGUAGCCUGACAUAAUUUAUACUAGACUUCUGGCCCAGUUUGGAUAGCUACCUGAGUGAUUACUAAUGAAAAAUACUAAAUCAAUUCGUGACAUUGCAUCUCUGUGUAAACAUUAUACAAAAACAACAGUAUAUCUUGACUGUAAGACUUUGUUUCUAUGAACAUAGAUCACAGUAAUUGUUAGAGAACGUUUUAAAACCAUUUAUUGUGUCCUGAAGUUUCUGCUUUGCCUCUGAUAUCUCAAACAGUGGGUGUUGAGUGUAACUCUCCCUGUCAACAAUCAUGGAUUUUUCACAGCACGAGUUGGAAGAUGCUAUCUUUCGCUCCCAGCCAUGCUUUUAUGUUUUACAAAGAAGCCGGCUACCGAGCACCCACCUUUUCUUUUCUCUCUGUCUACAUCUCACUGUUUCUCUCUGCUGCGCACAGGCAGGCAGUUAGUGCAGAAGCAGGCACCAUGUCCACCCCCACAAACCCAGAGGUGAAGGAACUGAGCCCUGUCGACUUCAUCCAGCUACAGCAGUACAUUGAAUGUGAGUACAGACGGGGAGGCGGGCGGGCAGGCAGGCAGGCAGCUUUCUCAGCGCUUUACACCUCUCCUUUACUUCCACUUCCACCCACAUAUACACACUCAUGAUGAUGAUGAAUCUCAUAUCUAGAAGAGGUAGCAGUCUGCCACAAUUUUUUUUUUAAGCUAAGCAUGCAUGUCUCUUUCAUUCGUUUUCAUAUGACAGUCUCAGAAAUGUGGAUUGAAGUCAGUUGAGUGAUAUGAGGAUAUUUUGAGAGCUCCGUGAAUUAGAGUAGGACAUGUGUAUCCCUGAGUGACCUGUGUGUCUUUACUUUCAGACUGCAGCUUGAAGGUGAAAGACGUGCUGAGGGAAUUUGAUGCAGAUGGCAGUCUGGCCCGGCACAGACACGGAGAGGUGAGGGGACACUGUGUCCUGCUGCUCAGCAUCAUUUCCUCUCCUUCAAAACUCUCAUACAGCUUAGAGGCUCAUAACAGAGCUGCAUUAAAACCCCCCAGCAGAGCAUAACAGUGAGAAAUGAGCAUUUGGGUUAUGUACAAUAGGCAGUUAUUAAUUGACUUACGCUGAUUAAUUCGAUUUCAACCCAUCGAUCAGCCCCCCAAGCUGUCCGCAUGAAAUAUCGUCAGCGCGUUCAAGCGAGGUUUCAAAUGUAAAUUAACUCCUUGGUUUUGCCCACGCAGCAGGGCCUCUCAGAACAGUGUGCUGGCUGCCCUCAUGCAGUGUAAGCCCAAAUGUGAUCGAAAAGACAUCUUUCCAAUACUGUACGUCAGCAGAUGUCACUGCCAACUCAUCUGCGCAAGACGCCAAUGCUGUAAUUUCUGACCGUUAGAUUAAUCGCAUAAAUUUUGAUGAGAUAAUUGGAUGGGAGUUGUCCUUUUAAUGGGAGUAGAGACAGAUGAGCUAAUAAGACACACUCAUCAGUGAAGGUUUUUGGAAAUAAAAGAGAAAUAAUUCAGGUUUCUUUGUCUCAAAAUCUGACCGUCUUGCAGUGAUAUUGUGUAUUACUGGGGCAGCUCUGCAGGGUAUCAGAAAAAUGGAAUAAUGUCAACAAGAAAUGGGUUUGUGGUUCACUGUUAUCAAGGGAUUUUAGCUUGUUAGCCCUACAGCAUUUUAUCAUAUGAGAGAGACACAGCAGAUGGGCUAGAAUCUUGAAUCAGGAGAUUGGGGUUUUUUUUGUGUGUGUGUUGUUGUCACGUGAAAAGCAUGCAACUGUGGAGAUAUUUGUACUUAUUAAUAAUGGAUUAUGCGUUUCUGAGAAAGCUCUUGGGAUUUCAAAAGUCAUCCAACCCCCUCCUACUCGAUACUCUCAUGUGCCUCCCGAACUCAAAUGAAGCGUGUCGCUGUGGGAAAAAUCGCACAUGUAAAAUACAUCAUACUCUCACGAUGACAGCAGUGUGAUUGUAAUCUCCCGUGCUGUCAGAGAUAGAUUUGAAAAUGCAGAAGUUAACACACAUGCUGUUCAAACGGUGUCAAUACUUCAGGUUCACGCUCUUCCAUUCAUUUCAUUCCAGUGCAUCAAUGAAGAAGGCUUUCGUCUGUUUCUGAAGACAUAUUUAGAAGUGGAGGACUUCCCUGUGGAUCUCUGCCAGCGACUCUUCCGCUCCUUCCAAAACUCUGAACCCACCCAGGAAGACAGUGCCAGUGAGAUUACACACCAUGUAUUUACACAACUCACUGCCUCCACGCUACUUUGCAGCAGGGCUCUUAUCAAUUUACGCCACGGCCUAUUUGGCAUACGUUCAUUUAUCACCACACGCCUGUGAGGUACUAUUUGUGCAGAUAUGGUAACCAGAGGAUUCACAGCCAGCUCUCUUUCUUUCUCUCCUCCAUCUCUCCCCUGUAGAGGAGGUCUUUCUGAAGGAUGUGUCAUGUUACUUCUCCCUGUUGGAGGAUGGCCAGCCCAGAGACAAGCUGGAGUGUGAGUCCUUUGUUUCUAUGAUGCCCAAAAUAAUAUGAAUGUUGACUUGAUCCGUCCUCUUUUAAACUCCUCUCUCUCUGUAGUUGCUUUCAAGCUGUAUGACAGAGACGGCAACGGAGUCCUCGAUAGCUCUGUGAGUUUAAGAGAAAAUCUUACAGUAAUCUUUUUUUUUUUGUGAAUGACUAAGUCUUUUUUUGUUGUUGUUGUUUUUUUUUCUGAACAGGAAGUGGAUAGGAUUAUUGCUCAGAUGAUGCACGCUGCUGAAUAUCUCGGCUGGGAUGUGUCAGAGCUGAGGCCGGUAAGUCUCUGAGAGCUCUUUCCUCAAAUGAAAUUGUCCCACAGAUCCAUUACAGCCUGCACACACUGUUCUUUCAGCCAUGAGAGUAUUAAAGGCCUUUUUAUGGAAAACAGCGUUUUACUGCAAACUUUCUUACAUUCCUGCCAGAAUAUGGAAGUUUAGGGAUUGUUUCUUUGGCUCACCUGCUGGGACAUUAUCACUUACAGAAAAAAAACGUAUCUCCUAUGUGGAGAUUACAAAUUCACUCCUGAGGUGACAUAACAACAGGAGUGAUUUGUAUACCAGGCAUCCAAAACUGCUCUUACUCGACGAGCAGAUCAACUUCUUCUCACGCUGUUUUAGUUUCACUUCUGGGUUUCAGUGUCAAGGUGUCAAGAGUUAGAACCAAACGUGCCAAGUGCUCAGUUACCUCCUCCAGUUCAGGGUUAGAUUCUGGAUUAGUGCUGUGUCCUUCACGAACGAUUCUUUCAAAAGAACCGAAUCUUUUAAGUGAUUGUACUGAACCGAAUCACUUCCUAGAGUGAUUCGUUUCAGUUGAGCUGAAGUGAGAAACAGCAUUGCCAGUCAGCAUUGCCAGUCGAGACCGCAUGCACCAACACCUGUGGUGAACGAAUCACGCAUUGAACUACACUCUCUGGAAUCAUUUUUGUCAGACAAAACUACCUUUUUUUUUUGCUGCUAAAUUGCCACAACAACAACUUGCAUACAAUAGGACACAGCAUGUAACAAGUACUGCAUUAAACCUGCAGCACUCUAUCAUUGCAGUGGUUUGCGAGGGAACGGUGUGAACGAAUCACUCACUGACCCCAAUUUACUGAGCAGAACUUAUAGCACUUAAAACAUCAUGACUUAUAAACAAGUUCAUUUUUACAAACCUGUUCAGCUGUGUAUUAGUUCAAGAGGUCGGAGUCGCAGGCUUCUCCCGCCAACCGCUCCAUGACUCGGUGAUUUGGUGAACAAAUCUUUUUAGUGAACUGAUUCUAGUGAUUCAGUACAUCUAAAAGAACUGCCGUGCCCAUCACUGUUCUGGGUCAUAUGUGGAGAGUACUGGGGCUGGCUCUUCAAGUUUGUUUUGGUGUUUUUCCACCUCUGCAAUUUUCUGCACUCUUGAACACUGACAGAAAUCAGACAGCCAAUCGGUGCAGAGCCUCAUAAUUAUAGCACCCUUGACCACUCAGAUCACUGCGUGGAUAAAGAAGUCAGAGGAUGGGUUGUGUCCAGCUUUUUCUGUGCGUUUUAGCCUUGGCAAUCUAGGUCACAGAAAAUCGAGGUUUUCAAUUACACCUUCCUAGGUGGAUAUUUUUGAAAACUGCAUUCAGUCUGUUUGUUUGGACAGCAAAAACAAAGCUUUGGAAUAAGCUGCCAUCAUGGCCUCAUUAUGUGUGUUGUUUAUAAGUAUUGGGCAUGGGCCAAGUCUGUCCGGUAAUGGGUUUGAUUUUGUUUAACUAGCUGUUUUUUGACAUAAUAUUGCAAUGUGGAGGUAAACAAAUUCACUAAGCUCAAUAGUUUUUUUAAAACUCUGUUUACUAUCCCACUCUCUCUAGAAGACACAAUGUUCUCUGUGGUGUUAGAUUUGAAAUACUAAUUACACAGUGUUGCUUAUUUUCUGGCCUGGAGUGCUUAUGUGAGUAUUUUUAACUCUUCAAACCCUGUUUUAAAAGACUAAAGGUUUAAAAAUAACAUUAAAUGAGACCUUUCAAAUGUUCAUACAGAGGGUGGCGUUUGUUUGCUACAGAUAUCUUUAACGCCAAUAGAUAAAGUAUAUGGCAGUACUUGUUAUUCAUCUGCUAGGGCAGGCGAGAUGAUAAGCUCGGCCGCACCUUUAAAAAAUAAUUAGAUUACCAUGCAGGGCCCGGAUGAGAAAAAAAUGUGGACACCUAUGAAUAAUAUCAAUGUGUUUGCUGAUUGGAUAAUAUCAAUCAAAUGGCAUUUCUUUAGGUUCUGAAGGACAUGAUGACAGCGAUCGAUGCUGACAGCAGCGGCACCGUGUCCCUAGAGGAGUGGGUGGAGGGGGGCAUGAACAAUGUUCCCUUGCUGGUCUUGCUGGGUUUGAAGGUAAGUGAGAAGCAGAUUGUCUCUCUUUUCUAUCAGGUGUUGGCUCCAGAAGUCUAUCUCAGAUGUAUUUCAUUUUUAUAGCAGGUGUCUCACCAAGUGGUAUAAAACCUACUUUUACUGCUCUUGUGAAACUGUGGCCUUGCACGCCUCCCCGCUGUCCCCUGCCUCCUCCCCGUCUCUGAGGGCUUUUUUUGCCGACUCAGUGUUACACAGGGUGUGGUAAUGUCAUCUCUUCUCAUGCAAGCUCUGCACCAUCAGAGUGCUUUAGUGUUUUCCAUUUACUCUGCACAAGCUGUUCCCACAUUUCACUGAGUGGCUGCAUAAUAUAGCAAUCUUAAGGCUGAUGCAUUACUUUUGAAUACAGAAAAGAGUGAUAAUCAUAUUAAGUGUAUAUAUCAGACUAAAGGACUGAUACGUUUUAUGCCGUGGGUGUUGUUAAAUGAACAUAAAAGCCACUUACUGGUAACCUGCAUGUCUCUCUGAUUACUGCAUGAUCUAAUACUACAAACUGGACUCUGUCACUGGGUUUGGCCUCUGCAACAAUGCCAGGGACUUCCCCUCGGGCUAUUUCUAGCCGCCAAUGAUCAUUGGAAGCCUGGGGUGCAUGAAUUCAGCCCCCUCACAGUGACUGUGUUUCUGCUUCCCACAAUGCCUCAUGCGGUGAUUGACAGGCUGAAGCGUAAUGUCAGGGAAAAUAUGGAGUGUAAUCUGGAUAAGAGCGUCGGUUGCUCUUUAAAAAAAACAAAAAACAGAUUGGAAGCAACCAUAUAAUCUUGUGUUGCGAAAUUCAGAUUAAAGUCGGCGUUGAUUUGAAUAGCCUCGGUUCCACACUGUGUGUCACGAUGUGCAGAGCCACUAUGGACUGCAUAAUCAGCAAUCUCAUUAAGGCACGAUUAGUCAUGAGUGGGUGCGAAAAAUAACUGUGAAAUGCAGGCUUCAUCCCCAAUGUGUUAAUGAAAGGGUUAGAGCACCUUAGUCUAAAAAUGUACAAAAAAAUUACACAUAAGCGCCUCCAAAAUGUUAAAGGUAGAAACACGGAAAUUGCAGCAAACCACGCUGUUCUCUUUCUCUCAAUGACUAGGUGACCCAGAAGGACGGGCAGCACCUCUGGAGGAUGAAACAUUUCAACAAGCCGGUUUACUGCAACGUGUGUCAGAGCAUGCUGCUGGGCCUGAGGAAACAAGGACUGUGCUGCACCUGUGAGUGUCCUGAGUCGCCAGAGGAGGGCGACACUGUGCUGACAUUCAUCACAUAAGAGUCGAGACAUUAUUGACAAUUAAAGUGCGACUUGCAGGUUAUAUUAUUUUACAACACAGAUACCAUCUGGAGAAAGAGAAGGUUAAUUUUUAAUCCUUUAGAAGACUCAAUGGCGCAGAUUUGGAGGGAAAGCUGUUUCAGUGAAGCUAAAAAAAACACCUUUUUUUCAACAUCCUGUCAUAUUGUCACAUAAGGGCUUCAGACUCUCUGACUCUGCUAAGUCAGAAACACAAACAGAUCUGUGUAAUAUUUGCACAUCUCCUCAACUGUAUCUCCUCUAAGUUACAGUAACAAACUAGUAACCUGAACAAUUCACCCACUUGGUCUUAUUACUCCUCAACUUCACGUCUCCUCCAACCGUUAUUUCUUCUUCUUGACCUCUACCAUUCUCAUAAUUAUAGUUUGUGGUCCAUUGUAUGCACACAAACAGACAUUACCUCUCUGCUUAUAGACAAGUCUGGCAUUUAGAUCCAUUGAAAUGUUUACCAUUCGCUCGAUCAGAGGCUUUUCCUUCAUAUUACACCACAUUGCAUUUUCUAUUUUCAAUGCAAGAGUAAAAUAAAACUCUAAAAGUGACUCUAGAAGUUACUGCAGUGUAUUAAUUCUUAAUUUUGUUGCAGAGAAACCUUCAUAUUUAUUCACUGGGGUCUCUAACCUACAAGAUUGUAUAUUCACCUUUGUGUAGAUUCACACUUCAUCUGGGUUAUAUGUCGUCUUCUGCAGGCUGUAAAUACACAGUCCAUGGACGCUGCGCUAACAGGAACCCGGCCCCCUGCACCAAGACGUAUGUGAAGUCUAAGAAAGAAACGGGGGUAAAGUGUCUCCAUGACCGCAUUAAUAUUGACACUCACGGCCUAAAUAAGAUGUCGUCCUGUCUCUGAGGCCUCUCAUGUAAACGUUGAAUCACACAUCUCAGGUUCCAGCGCACGACUGGGUGAGUGGGAACUGUGACUCGAGGUGUGAUAAGUGCCAGAAGAAGAUCAAGAGCUACCAAGGCUUAACGGGCAAACACUGUGUGUGGUGCCACACGAUGGUGAGGAGGCAUCUUCAUCUGUGACUGAUUUUUGUGAAGUAUAGAGGUUAAUACUUUCUCUGCAGCGAAGAGAAAAUGUUCUCUUUAAUCCUCUGGCGUGUUUAGGCCCAAAUUCACCCUGUAAGUCUUUUUUUCCCUCUCAUCCAUUUCUCUAACUUUCCUGUCUGAGCGGUAAUUAAAGCAGAGAUGGAAAAACCCUUUUAAAAAAAAGACAAAUUCGGAUCUUGUUAAAGGUCAAAGCUGUUCAUGCUUUAUGUAAUCUGUCACUGUUUUUGUUUAACAGCGUCACGAUGAAUGUGCCGAACUCGAGCCGACGGAGUGCACCUGUGGGCUGCACAGAGACCAUAUCCUGCCUCCAUGGGCGAUAUACCCUAUCAUAAAGGUACAAAAGUAUCCUCAAGCAACAUGUGCGGUACAAACGCCGCCUGUCACACCAACACAACAAGAACACAACAUCAGCCGCAGGAUGUUUUUUUGUUUUUGGUAAACCGUUCUCACCUGUGCGGUAUUUUGACGGCUACAGUGUGUACAGAUUUGUCUUCAAAGGCGAGAAAAGCUGACACAUUUCUCCUCGUGUAUUCACUCUGAGUCUUUGUUCUGAUCCCCCAAGGAAAGACCAAACAAUGUAAAGAACGGCUGCUCCAGCUCGGCUGAUGAUAGCGAGCUGAAUACAACUCCUGAUGGACAAGUGCUUCAGGUAUUCAUUACCCAAAAAGUGCCUUUUAUCAAGUCUUUCUUUAUACCCGGGUGUGAUAAUUGCGUUGUUUUUCCAUCAUUUCACAGAUCAGCCCUGUGCCAAACACUCAUCCUCUUCUAGUGUUUGUCAAUCCUAAAAGUGGAGGCAAACAAGGAGAGAGGUAAGUCCCGAACAGAACGUCUAAUAGAUGAAAUAACGUCUUUUACAAACACUCUUUUCAGUUUGUUUUUCUAUAUUUCAGAGUCCUGCAUAAAUUUCAGUAUUUACUGAAUCCACGGCAGGUUUACAACCUUUCAAACGGUGGACCAGGACCAGGGUGAGUACCAACAGACUACACUCAGCGUGAAAAAGGAAAAUGUGAUUAAAAUACACAAGCCUAAUUAUAGAGAACUUUCACUCCCUGAAUCCAUCUCUUGAUAUCAUUCCCGUCUUUUUUUUCUCCUUCAGACUGAGCUUCUUCAGAAAUCUGCAGGAUUACAGGAUCUUAGUGUGCGGGGGAGACGGCACAGUUGGCUGGAUCCUUGACGCAAUAGGUGAGAUAGUUGGAUGAAGUGCUGCAAAAGACAGACGUCAGCUUCCAAAAAUCACUAUGACGCAUUUCUCUCUUUUUCCUUUCCCUUGGAAUCAGACAAAGCCAGUCUGCUAGUGCGGCCACCUGUCGCUGUGCUUCCUCUUGGCACAGGAAAUGACCUUGCGCGAUGUCUGCGAUGGGGAGGAGGUGAGAAACGAACGAUGCUAGAAAAAUUUCCUGAUUCUGGAAAUAAUGAAACAGUUUGCGGCUUAUCUUUUGUUGAGGAGUCUUCAAAUCAUUUAUUCUGCAAUGUUGCACAUCAGAACACGAAUCAUGUAGAGUGUGUGUUUCCUUUUUGAAGGUUAUGAUGGCGAGGAUUUGAGCCGUAUUCUUAAAGAUAUUGAGGGGAGCUCUCAGGUGCUGAUGGACCGCUGGAGUGUUCAGGUUAUCACAGAUGAGAAUCAAGAGAAAGGCGAUCCGGUGCCGUAUGAAAUCAUCAACAACUACUUCUCCAUCGGAGUUGUGAGUUUGUCCAAAAUAUUAAACACAAGAGAAAGUGAUUCUAUUUCAGUUUGGCUUCUAUGAGUCAUUUUUGUGUCGUGGUGUAUUGACAGGAUGCCUCCAUUGCUCACCGGUUUCACACAAUGAGGGAGAAACAUCCCCAGAAAUUCAACAGCAGGUACGCUUUUAUCUUUUUUUUAUAUUUUUUCUCUUGGACUUCUCUUCAAAAACACACCAACAAAGAGAGAAACCUCUCACCAAAACAUAAAACACUGCUCCAAAACAAACAAAAAAAAAGCAGAGCUGGGGAGUGAUGUUUGAAUUUUUCGACCUCAGUUUUACUUUCAUUUUCCCUGCUGGCUGUAAUGUGUUUUUUUUUUAACAAACCUUAAAAAAAAGCGAAUGCAGGUGGCGGCAGCAGGUGUCUGUAGCAGCAAACAUUGCGGCCUGACUCCUCCUCCUUCUUCUGAAGAGCUGUGUGCUGAAAGCAUAAAAUGUUCUGUGAAAAUGAAAUAUCACUCCAAGCCGAAAAAAAAAACGGACUCUUUUCCCCGACUGCAGAAUGAAGAACAAGCUGUGGUAUUUCGAAUUCGCCACUUCAGAAACCAUCUCUGCUUCCUGCAAGAAACUGAGCGAAAGUCUGACAAUUGAGGUGAGAAAGCUGAAAUUCUGUUACUACGACUGCAAGUUCUGUUUCUGUCUUCUCUAAUGUGUUAUUCCUUUAGUGCUGUGGUACUCCUCUGGAUCUCAGCGGCCUGUCUCUAGAGGGCAUCGCUGUCUUGAACAUUCCCAGCAUGCACGGCGGCUCCAAUCUAUGGGGUGAGACCAAAAAGGCCGACUCGAAGGGUCUGGCGAAUCAGGAAGAGCCUGAAGUGAUCGUCGACCCAGAAGUCCUGAAAGUGACCUCACAAGGUAUUUUGUCUGGGAGCGAAGAAGAGGGCAGAGGUGGUCGAGUAAAAAAGAGAGAUAGAAAGAGAGAAAAAGAGAUUUUUCUCAUUAUUUCACAGCAGUUAGGCUCUAAAACACAUGUUCACACCCACAGAUGCACAGGAAGGCGCAGGAUUAUCUUCCUGUCUGCUCUGUAUGUGUCUUUACUCCGCCCACCAUCACAAGCAGCCGCUCCACCGCUGUUAUCACUCACAUGUUGGCAAACACUGAUGUUCUUUGAAGUCGCUUUGGCAUCUCGUGAAGAUACAGGCAUUGGGUUUAUCUCCGAGAACAGAGGGGGAAGAGACAGUGAUGCCACCUGUGUUCCUGCGCAGAUGUAUCUUGACUAACUAGAAUAACAUGAAAAGUUGUGUUUCUUAUCAUGGUAAAUCAUGGUAAAUGAGCCUCAACCAAGUAUAAAGAGUGUAAAUGAAAGUAAUCAUCAGAAUUUGGGCAUUUCUGUAUUCAAGUUCAGAAAUUUUGAGUUUGAUUUUUUCUGAACUGUAACUCAAUAACUCAAAAAUCUGUUUGUUGCUGUGGUAGACAACAGAUUUUAAUAUUGCAUGAUUUUCACUGGUUUCAUAUUAAAAUUCAGAGUUCUUGUUGUUUUAGUUUUUACAGUCAACAAACUUCACUGGGGACAGAACCAAUUCUUGCUACAGCAGGUAGAUAUUUUUAACACAGCUGUCCAAUAAAACUGCUGCCUGUCCAAUAAAGCCAGAACCUGUCCAGCGGUAAAUGGCUGACAGGCCAAAACAGAGCAUAGGAAUGCUUACAUAGUACUAACAUUAGUCAGUUUGACACUAACAAGACCUCAAAUAAAUGCCACCGCUCCUCCGUGUCUGCCACUACCAGACUUGUGAAGAGGAAACUGCAGCCUGUGUAAUUUAACGGGGUGACAACACGCUUUGUCUCCUCUAAAUGGUCUGAAAAUAAUUGCUGCUGGAAGAGGGUUGGUCGCUUAAAUGUGCUAAUACAUCUAAAGGGAACUCAGUGAUGUUCUUAGGUUGUGUAUUAUUCUUCUGAACCUGUUUGAGUACUUUUCCUGACCACCUGAGGGCAGCACAAACAAGGUCACACUUUAUUUUAUUUUUUUAAACCUGAGUUUCUUAUCUGUCAUAAAAGAAAUGAAUAUUAUUCUCUUACCUGCUUCACAUCAGCUUUGUCCGUUUACUUUUAGGCUGAGCAUGUUGAGCUCACCUGGCACAGCGAAUCUAUUUAGUUUAAUUUAAUUAAAGUUGAACAAAUUACACCAAAGUUAGUAUCUUUCAAGGGCUGUGCUCACGAUUGUUGUCUUUGAACACUGUCAGCGCCCACAGCCUGAUUUCAGAGGGCUUCUCACGAGCGUUUUACUGUUGCUAGGUAACAAAAGUUGUCCCUGUGCGGUCUGUUUUAGACUGCCUCAUUUGCUUCAGUUUGCGCUAUUUUAUCAGCAUUUUUAUAAGGAAAUAAAGGAGACAUGGAAGCUGUAUCUCUAAAAUACAAGUGUGGUUAGCUUUCUUCUUUACACAGGGCUUCACUGUUAUUGUUAACAUCACAACGUAAAUUAUAGAAGCCCCAGCCCUUCUUGCCUCUGAUUGGUCAGUGUUGAAGCGCACGCCAUGGUAACACAAAUCAGAUUAUUUCAGUGUUUAUUUUUCAUUCUUUUCUGAUUUUAGGAUUGAAGUUUUUGUUUUUGUGUUGCAGUCACGAUUGCCCUUUACACCAGCAAUACCAAGGCACCUAAUUAUUCACCCUAACUGCUCAAUCCAGUCGUAAAAUACAAAUAUGAGCAAGUAGAGCAAUAUUAAAGCGCCAGUAAUGGUUUAAAUAGCAGUAUGUGUUUUUAUAAUGGGUCCAUUAUUGUCUUUUUAAGCCUGGUCAUAAAUGUCAUGACUGUAAUUAUGGGGGUUAUCUCAGUCUUAGUAAUGCUUUCCUUCUAUGUUAAAUAUAUCUCAGAUCUCAGUGAUCGUCGGUUAGAGGUGGUCGGUCUCGAAGGAGCGAUGGAGAUGGGUCAGAUCUACACAGGCCUGAAGAGCGCCGUGAGGCUGGCCAAAACAACACAGCUCACCAUCAGGUGAGAAACAGACAUGUUCAGACUUGCCAGGCUUUGAGUCUUUAGUCUUGACAAUGGCUUUGAUGACCUGCUGAGGAUAAUACUUCACUGCUACUUAACAUAACAACAAUUACUGGCUUUCUUUUGGUAUUUUAAUGACACAUUAGGGUUGAUGUUUUGUUUGCUGAAGCACUUUGUUGAUCCUUCUCUUCUUUACCCUCAGGACCAAGAAAGCCUUACCGAUGCAGAUAGAUGGAGAGCCGUGGAUGCAGCCGCCCUGCACGGUAUAAAACACACAGAUGUAGUUUUCUCUUAACUAAAGACAAGGAACACAAUUUACAUAAAAGCAAAUAUCUCUCCUAAACUGUUUAUUGAAUUCUUAUUUUCAGAUUCACAUCACUCACAAGAACCAAGCCUGUAUGAUGAUGGCUCCUCAGGCCAAAUCAUCUGGAUUUUUCAAGUAAAGCCCACCGCUCAGAAGCAGCCACAUGCACUCUGAUUUCAUGUACAUAGAAGACUGACACUUUCCUGCAUGUAUGUGAACAUGUAACCGAAGCAUAGCUCUGUAUGAAUAGAUAUGUCUGCGCUGCGGCUAAAAUGACCAAAUUAACUCUUUGUUCUUAUCAAUACUCGACACUCCUCGCUGCCUCUGUCUCUCUGCUUCCGUUAGUGGAAAUGUUGCUCUGUAGGAACUCUUAAUGGGUUACAGUAAAGCGAAUAUCAUGCUAAAGAAGAAUAUCCAGCUUAAUGUGCCUUUACAAUCCAUUCUUUAUGUUAUUGCUUAAGUAGAGGACUUACAGAGCGUUUUGUAGGCAUGCACUAUGGGCAUAAAACCAUGUAGUAUUUUUGUUUUGUUGUGGCUUUUAAGGAAAAUAUAUGUUUCUCUCUGUCUGUAACCAGAAAUGAAGGACUGAUAAUGUAAUAUCCAGAUUGUGGCUAAAGCAAUUUUACCUUUUUGUACAUUUCAGAAGAUACUUGAAAGUGUUUUUGGGAACAGUGAUAGGACAAUCAUUGCCAAAAGGGGCUGCAUGUUGAUCUGAUGCAGCAUGCCUAAUCUGCUGUUCCUGCGUGUGAGUGUGUGUAUGAGUGUGGGUACGUGUGUGCAAAGGGGAUGAAAAAUGCUGUACAUGUUUUGCGUGACAAGCUGAGAAAUGUUCACUUCUAACUUAUAAAUUGCAGAUCAGUCAGAUUUGAAGUUAUAGGUUUAGAUUAAAUGUACGUAGUUCUUAUUUAAAAGCUCUUACAGUCAAAUCAUUUCAGUGUAUCUGGAUGAUGUUUGUGUAAAAUGCCUGAAAUUACACAGUGAGAUUUUAAUAAAUCAUCUGGACUUCAUUUUA